CGCCUCCUGUGGAAUUUGAUGUUGCAUUUAGCCAUGAAAAUACUGGGAGUUUGUGCACAGUAUUGAGUAAGAGACCUGAAGAGACACCACGUAAAGAUCCACCAUCUAACGAUCCAUUUACCGAGACCAUUCGAAAAUAUUUUCCUGAAACCUGGGUCUGGGAUAUAGUCACAGUAAACUCCACAGGAGUGGCUGAAGUGGAAAUGACAGUCCCUGACACCAUCACUGAAUGGAAGGCUGGAGCCCUCUACCUGUCCAAAGACACUGGCCUUGGCCUCUCUUUUCUGGCACCUCUCCAAGUCUUCCAGCCCUUCUUUGUGGAGAACUCAUUGCCCUACUCUGUGGCCCAUGGAGAAGCCUUCAUGCUCAAAGCCACUGUGAUGAACUACCUCCCUACAAGCAUGCAGAUAGAUGUGCAGCUACAAGACUCUCCUGAUUUCACAGCUGUCCCAGUGGGAGACUACCAAGAUUCUUACUGCCUCAGUGCCAAUGGGAGGCACACCUCAUCCUGGCUGGUAACUCCCAAGUCUUUAGGGAAUGUGAAUUUCUCUGUGUCUGCGGAAGCACAACAGUCCCCAGAGCCCUGUGGUUCUGAGGUGGCCACAGUUCCUGAAACUGGAAGAAAGGACACAGUAGUCAAAGUUCUGAUAGUUGAG
This is a messenger RNA of Mus caroli (Ryukyu mouse), 656 nucleotides long. NCBI's taxonomy places the organism in Eukaryota, Metazoa, Chordata, Mammalia, Rodentia, Muridae. The record is from RefSeq and is a predicted model, not a curated record.